GGCUUCGUCCGCGCCAUGGCGCCCUGGCUGCGGCUGCUGUGGCUGCUGUGGCUGCUGCCGAGCGCGGCCCCCGCCGCCGCCGCUCCGGCCUGGGGGCCGCCGGCCCCGGAGCUGCUGGGGCCCGCCCGCUUCGCCCUGAAGAUGUACAACCGCGGCCGGGCUCCGGGCGCGCGGGCCGUGCUGGGGGCCGUUCGCGGGCGCGUCCGCCGGGCGGGCCAGGGGUCGCUGUACUCCCUGGAGGCCACCCUGGAGGAGCCGCGCUGCCACGAACCCACCGUGUGCCAGCUCCCCGUGUCCAGAAAAACCCUGCUCUGCAGCUUCGAGGUCCUGGACGAGCUGGGCAAGCACAUGCUGUUGAGGCGGGACUGUGGCCCGGUGGACACCAGGACGACAGAGGACAAAAAUGAGACUUUGAAAUCCACGCUCCCGGUGCUGGACAGGGACGCCCUGCCGCAGGACUUCUCCGUGAAGAUGGCUUCGAUCUUCAAGAAGUUUGUCAGAACCUAUAACCGGACGUACGAGUCGAAGGAAGAAGCCCAGUGGCGCCUGUCCGUCUUUGCCAGUAACGUGGUGCGGGCGCAGAAGAUCCAGUCCCUGGACCGAGGCACAGCUCAGUAUGGGAUCACCAAGUUCAGCGACCUCACAGAGGAGGAGUUCCGCACCAUCUACCUGAAUCCCCUCCUGCGCUCGGAGCCUGGCAAGAAGAUGCAACUGGCCAAGCCCGUGGAGGACCCCGCGCCCCCUCAGUGGGACUGGAGGAGUAAGGGGGCCGUCACCGACGUCAAGGACCAGGGCAUGUGUGGCUCCUGCUGGGCCUUCUCCGUCACGGGCAACGUGGAGGGCCAGUGGUUCCUCAAGAGGGGGACCCUGCUGUCCCUGUCAGAGCAGGAGCUCUUGGACUGUGACAAGCUGGACAAGGCCUGCCUGGGCGGCUUGCCCUCCAACGCCUACGCGGCCAUAAAGAAUCUGGGAGGUCUGGAGACGGAGGAGGACUACACCUACCAGGGCCACAUGCAGGCCUGCAACUUCUCAGCACAGAAGGCCAAGGUCUACAUCAAUGACUCGGUGGAGCUGAGCCAGAAUGAGCAAAAGCUGGCGGCCUGGCUGGCCAAGAGGGGCCCCAUCUCCGUCGCCAUCAAUGCCUUUGGCAUGCAGUUCUACCGCCGCGGGAUCGCCCACCCGCUCCGGCCCCUCUGCAGCCCUUGGCUCAUCGACCACGCCGUGCUGCUGGUGGGCUACGGCAACCGUUCCGCCACUCCCUUCUGGGCCAUCAAGAACAGCUGGGGCGCCGACUGGGGUGAGGAGGGCUACUACUACUUGUACCGGGGGUCCGGGGUGUGCGGCGUGAACACCAUGGCCAGCUCGGCGGUGGUGGACUGAGGGGCCUGCCAGCACGGGACCUGGUGCUGCCCGGAGCAACCCUUCAGCUUGACCACGUCCAGGCCCCCCCGCCCCAGGCACUGCUGGUGAGGAACGGGCGCUGGGUGGGAGCCUCAGGGUGAGCGGAGGGCACUGGGCUGGGGCACCGCCCCCUCCCCUCGGCCCGCUCCCACCCUGAAGCUCCCCCAACUGCGCCUUCGUUGAAUUGUGGACAUGAGGAGGACCGGCUGGAGGUGGACGUGCCGGCAGCUGGGGCCAGGGCCAGGACCCGGGGCUCGGGUAGGGAGCAGGAGGGAGAUGCUCUGACCUUGAGCCCAGCCCUGUCCUGCCUCCCCCAGCUUUCCUCUGUGUGAUCUAGAAGUUUUCGGGUCCCCCUGGAUUUGGGGACAGUGCCCCCUUCCCCACCUAGGAAACUCGUAACCCCCCUCUCCUAACUGCAAUAAAGAGGCGUGCCGGUGGCCA
This is a messenger RNA of Lepus europaeus (European hare), 1842 nucleotides long. It is a transcript of the gene CTSF, whose product is annotated as cathepsin F. Gene Ontology annotation, molecular function: cysteine-type endopeptidase activity. Gene Ontology annotation, cellular component: lysosome. NCBI's taxonomy places the organism in Eukaryota, Metazoa, Chordata, Mammalia, Lagomorpha, Leporidae. The record is from RefSeq and is a predicted model, not a curated record. The transcript is spliced from 14 exons. Bases 16 to 1380 code for a protein of 454 amino acids.